Molecule: messenger RNA, 1872 nt
Organism: Penicillium brevicompactum
Lineage: Eukaryota; Fungi; Ascomycota; Eurotiomycetes; Eurotiales; Aspergillaceae
Product: Lipopolysaccharide-modifying protein
Exons: 2
Coding region: 1-1872 (623 amino acids)
Source: RefSeq, a predicted model, not a curated record
AUGCACCUCCGCUCCGGACUCCUCACCUUGAUCCAAUCGCUGUAUUUCGGCGCCGCAGCUGGCGCAAAUGCCAUUCGCUCAGGAACAUGGAGACAAUACCAGUACCAGAUCCUCCCGGCGAACCAGCCGCAAAAGACCAAGCGCUCCUUCACCUUGACCGGGCUGGCAGCAGCGGCCCUUCUGACACUGUGGUUCCUCUACUCCUACAAUUACCACGGUCCUCUCGAUCAGCGCUCUUGCGAACACCCGGUCGUGCGCCUUGUGCAUGAUGCUACAAAAUCAUUCAACGAAACACUCGCACACCAGUCGCAGUCAUUGGAGGAAGCUGUGGCUGAGUAUCAUCGACGCUACAAGAUGCCACCACCUCCACACUUCGAUGAGUGGUAUGCCUUUGCCACGGCGCGAAACACGGUGCUGAUUGACGAAUUCGACACCAUCUAUCACACCAUACAACCUUUCUGGGGGCUGCAGCCCAGCACUAUUCGCUCGCGCGUGAGAGAGGAUCUCGGGUACAAUAACUUCGUGAUGGGUGUGGCCGUUCGUGACGGCAGGGUUAUGCAUCUAGGCAAUGACGGCCAGCAAGAGUUCCAGAAGGACGCAACAAUUCGAAUCAUUGAGAAAUUCGCCCAGUGGCUUCCAGAUAUGCUGCUGGAAUUCAACGUACACGACGAGCCACGGGUGGCCGUCCCACACGAGGAGCUACACAGGUUGAUCACGAAGGGUUAUGAAACGCAGGCUCGACUGGACCAUAGCCCCGAGCUGUCCAAUAUGUUUUCAAAGGGCGAUGCGCAUGACCCUCUUCCGCCAGAGGAAGUCUACACAACUAGGUUCAAUGACAUCCAGCGCCAGGAGACUUGGCUUUUCUCCCGGCUUUCAUGUCCACCAGAGACACCGGCAAGGUCCCUCGAUGGCAAUGCACCGGAUAAUUCCAGCGCGUUUGCGAUCGAGCCUCUGGGAUUCAUCUUCAAUCAAACUGCCGCCAGUGAUAUGUGUAACAGCCCAUCCCUUCGGCAUCGCCUUGGUGUUUUCGACCGCCCGAAUUCAUUCAAGGUGACAAACGAGCUCACUCCAGUGUUCUCCAUGUCACACCCAUCAUCCUUCCAAGACAUCGCGGUUCCGUCGCCAUUCUACUACGAAGGCGUGUCUCACUAUGACGAGAACACCGCAGUUGAUUGGGAGAACAAGAAACCGCAGCUCUACUGGCGCGGCGGAACGACUGGCGGACAUAGCAUAGGCGGCGCGUGGCAGAACUUCCAGCGCCAGCGCAUCGUUGGGAACCUAACCCACCCUCAAUCGCCCCAGUAUCUCUUACAUCAGAAACGCAUUUGCAAACCAGGUCGCACUGAGGGCUGGGAAAUACAGCAGGCAAAUCGAACCCAGAUCGACGGAUUCUUCAACACGCACUUCGUUGAAAUCAAGGACUGCGACGACGAUUGUCCCGCCGAAGAAGCGUUCUUCAAUGACGUGCGGGAACCAGAUCCACCCGAAGAAGCUUGGAAAUAUCGCUACCUGCUCGAUAUGGAUGGUCAUGCUUAUAGCGGACGGUUCUAUGCUUUUAUGCGGAGCAAGAGCGUCCCGUUCAAAUUGACUUUCUUUAGAGAGUGGCAUGAAGAUAUCCUGGUUCCUUGGGUUCAUUAUGUGCCGAUCAACAAGGAUGGAACUGAGAUCCCGGAACUAGUUCGGUUCUUCGAGCAGGACCCUGCGGGUCAGCAGAUUGCGAGGUCUAUCGGGGCAGAUGGCCAAGCUUGGGCUGCGAGAACGAUCAGGAAUGACGACAUCGACGUCUACAUGUUCCGGAUUUACUUGGAGUAUGCUCGAGUUCAAGAUGAUCGGAGGGAGAAUCUUGGGUUCUCCUCGAAAGGGCCUGCGUGA